Messenger RNA from Pygocentrus nattereri (red-bellied piranha), 2326 nucleotides. RefSeq names its product proteinase-activated receptor 2-like. The coding region runs from base 190 to 1359 and encodes 389 amino acids. The transcript has 2 exons. Lineage: Eukaryota; Metazoa; Chordata; Actinopteri; Characiformes; Serrasalmidae. Gene Ontology annotation, biological process: thrombin-activated receptor signaling pathway; blood coagulation; positive regulation of Rho protein signal transduction. The record is from RefSeq and is a predicted model, not a curated record. Gene Ontology annotation, molecular function: thrombin-activated receptor activity. Gene Ontology annotation, cellular component: membrane.
AGGCGUGUACGCCCGACACCCACCCGCGCAGGCUUGGAGGAACAUCGGGUCAUGUGACGGUGAGGAAGGGACUCCUGUGUUCUCUUACAUGCAAAUAUUCCAAAGCGCUGAGGCACGGCAGACCAUCAGCUCCCCGCUCUACACAUUCAGGCGUGCAGUGGAACCUUCUCCGCCGCGUGGAGGUUAACCAUGAAGCAUACGCUCCUCUGGCUUCACCUUCUUAUCUCACUACUCUGUGUUAACGUGUCUGUACAAGGUUACAGUGCAUCCACUGAGGUCCGAGGGUUCAUUGGUGAGGAGACUGCAGAAGGUGUAAAGGUGUCCUCCGCUGCUCUGAAUGUUCUGAACAGCAGCCUCACCACAGUCUUCCUCCCUCUCGUUUACAUCUUCAUCUUCAUUGUGGGGUUGCCCACCAACGCCAUGGCCCUCUGGGUGUUCCUCUUCAGGACCAAGAAGAAGCAUCCAGCGUCCAUCCUAAUGGCCAAUCUAGCGCUGGCUGACCUGCUCUUCAUCGUGUGGCUCCCACUGAAGAUCACCUACCACUUCAAAGGCAAUGACUGGACCUUCGGGGCGCCGCUGUGUAAAGUCCUAGUGGGGUUUUUCUAUGGGAAUAUGUACUGCUCCGCUAUCUUCAUAGCCUGCAUCAGCGUCCAGCGCUACUGGGCGAUUGUCCACCCACUUUCUCAGCAAAAAAGGAACAAUCGGGCAGCAGUCUGUGUCUCUGUUUGUGUGUGGGUUGUAGUCUGGGUCCUCACCAUACCGCUCUACAUGUAUGACCAGACCGUUAAAGUCACCAAUAUUGGCAUCCUCACCUGCCAUGAUGUCACUCGCCCCAGCCAGUCACACAUCCCUGUUGGAUAUUUCCUGACCAUGGGCAUUGUGGGAUAUGUAGUUCCCUGUGCGGUCUGUAUCACAGCAUAUACCCUGACAUUUCGCUCACUCAAGACCUCCAUGACUGAUGCCACCAUCAGUAAAAAGAGGAAGAAGGCUGUUGUCCUCAUCAUCAUUGUGCUGGUGAUGUUCCUGGUCUGCUUCACUCCCAGUAACAUCAUGCUGAUGGUGCAUUACUCUCUGCUGGCUGCCAGGAUUCAGAACAACGGCUAUGGCUUCUACAUCAUCACGCUGUGCUUGUCCAGCUUAAACAGCUGCCUGGACCCAUUCGUGUACUACUUCAUCUCGGAGGAGUUCAGAGAUCAUGUGAAGAACACACUCCUGUGCCGUAGUGAACGUACAGCCAGACGGAUGAAGGUUUCUUUCAGUGCACUGAAAUUCUCAAAGAAGAGCAACACUGACUCCACCCGCACUCAGAGCACCACCUACACCUCAGACUCCGCCCACACUCAGAGCAGCACCUGCUGAAAGCAAAGUUUCUACGCAUCUGAACAAAUGUCUCACCAGCUACUACACGCAGAGCCUCUGGACUGACUCCGGAGGAUCACUCAGUGUCCAGAGUUCCUUUGAACUGAAACGGAAAAUCUGAAAACUUCAAACGCCUUUCAUUGUAGGGCAAAGCAAACUAACAUGAUUCUCCUGAAUGUCUUUAAAAGUAUCUGAGUGAGAGGAAAGAUUUAUACAAGCAACCUUUACUUCUCCUGGACAAAUGAAUAUGUAAACUUUGCUUCCAGCACUUAGAGUUUAUGAACAGUUCAGCCAAAAGCAGAGUGAGGGCAAAUGCUGCACCACCCACAGGCCAAGGAGCUGCCGCAGUCGCAAAAACCCUGGUAGGCAGGCCUGUGCACAGAUAUGUUGCAUCCACUCUUAAUAAGAGAGCAAUGUAAGCGUCUUUCACAAGAAAUCAAGCAUUUUUUUUACCAAGCUAAAGUACAUAACUUACAUAAAAAUGUAAUGUUACAUAACAACAUGCAGCCCAAACAGGCAUGUAAGCCUCCAUCACCAACAGGGAAGUGUUUAACAGUAAACACUACACGAUCUAACUGCUCCCAGCCUCACAGUGGCGACCACUAUAGAGCUCAUAUCUGGCCCUACGAGUCUGGUGUGACUAGGCCUUCAGGAGCUUUUCCCAAAGCAGCCUAUAAUGUUGGCAAAUCUGCCAUAGUCAAGAGCUGAACCCUAAUCAUCCACAAAUAGGGCGGCGUCAUUAUCCACUACACCAUCUCACUACUUUCUCAGACAUAUGUGAUGUUUGGUGGUAUCUGAAGAGCUCUCAGACAAGAAGACGUCACAUAAAUGAACAGAGAUAUAAAAUAAUUAUCCAGUGCAACCUAAACAGGAAGUUACAUGUCCGUAUAGUUUGGCAUGCUGUCACAUCUGUUUAUUUAUUUCUCAAAUGUGAAUCUUAUUUUGUACAAUAAAUUAGAUUUUUCUA